Molecule: messenger RNA, 4089 nt
Organism: Budorcas taxicolor (takin)
Lineage: Eukaryota; Metazoa; Chordata; Mammalia; Artiodactyla; Bovidae
Gene: ATXN2L
Product: ataxin 2 like
Exons: 23
Coding region: 204-3326 (1040 amino acids)
Biological process (GO): cytoplasmic stress granule assembly
Cellular component (GO): cytoplasmic stress granule
Molecular function (GO): RNA binding
Source: RefSeq, a predicted model, not a curated record
CCCCUCCCCUUCCGCCUCGCGGUGCUUCCUCGCGCCGCGGUCUUCUCUAUCCACCCCCGACACCGCGGGGCUUGCCCCCGCCCGCCAACGGCGGGUCCCCAGCUUCCCAGUCCCCUUCGCUUCCCGCGCUCUCCGGCGGGGGCCCAGCCCCGGCCUCCUCUUUCCCUCCCUUCCCCCUAAUUCCCCUUCCGGACGCUGCCAUCAUGUUGAAGCCUCAGCCGCCACAACAGACCUCCCAGCCCCAGCCGCCCCCCACGCAACAGGCCGUGGCCCGUCGCCCUCCCGGGGGCACCAGCCCGCCCAACGGCGGUCUCCCGGGGCCCCUGGCCUCCACCUCGGCUCCCCCAGGACCUCCUGCGGCCGCCUCCCCCUGCCUGGGGCCUGCAGCCGCUGCCGGGAGCGGGCUCCGCCGGGGAGCCGAGGGCAUCUUGGCGCCUCAACCGCCGCCACCGCAGCAGCAACAUCAGGAGAGGCCAGGGGCAGCGGCCAUCGGCAGCGCCAGGGGACAAAGCACAGGAAAGGGACCUCCACAGUCACCGGUGUUUGAGGGUGUCUACAACAAUUCCAGAAUGCUGCAUUUCCUUACCGCUGUUGUGGGUUCCACUUGUGAUGUAAAGGUGAAGAACGGUACCACCUACGAGGGUAUCUUCAAGACGCUGAGCUCAAAGUUUGAACUGGCAGUGGACGCUGUGCACCGGAAGGUAUCGGAGCCAGCGGGUGGCCCUCGUCGGGAAGACAUAGUGGACACCAUGGUGUUUAAGCCAAGUGAUGUCAUGCUUGUCCACUUCCGAAAUGUCGACUUCAAUUAUGCUACUAAAGAUAAGUUCACUGACUCGGCCAUUGCCAUGAACUCGAAGGUGAAUGGGGAGCACAAGGAGAAGGUGCUUCAGCGCUGGGAGGGGGGAGACAGCAACAGCGAUGACUACGACCUGGAGUCUGACAUGUCUAAUGGAUGGGACCCCAACGAAAUGUUCAAGUUCAAUGAGGAGAACUAUGGUGUAAAGACCACCUAUGACAGCAGUCUCUCUUCUUACACGGUGCCCUUAGAGAAGGACAAUUCAGAAGAAUUCCGUCAGCGGGAGCUGCGUGCUGCCCAGUUGGCCCGAGAGAUUGAAUCGAGCCCCCAGUACCGCCUGCGGAUCGCCAUGGAGAAUGAUGAUGGGCGCACGGAGGAGGAGAAGCACAGUGCGGUUCAGCGACAGGGCUCAGGGCGUGAGAGCCCCAGUUUGGCAGCCAGGGAGGGAAAGUAUAUCCCUCUACCCCAGCGAGUUCGGGAAGGUCCCCGGGGAGGCGUUCGCUGCAGUAGUUCUCGGGGCGGCCGGCCUGGCCUUAGCUCUUUGCCGCCCCGUGGCCCUCACCAUCUUGACAAUAGCAGUCCUGGCCCAGGUUCUGAGGCACGUGGUAUCAAUGGAGGCCCUUCCCGCAUGUCCCCUAAGGCCCAGCGACCUCUGAGAGGUGCCAAGACUCUGUCUUCCCCCAGCAGCAGGCCUUCUGGAGAAGCCUCUGUUCCACCUCCUCCUGCAGUGGGCCGGAUGUACCCACCGCGCUCUCCCAAGUCAGCUGCCCCUGCCCCAAUCUCAGCUUCCUGUCCUGAGCCUCCCAUGGGCUCAGCAGUACCCACCUCUUCAGCUUCCAUCCCAGUGACAUCAGCAGUUGGGGAUCCUGGAGUAGGCUCCAUUUCCCCAGCUUCUCCAAAGAUCUCACUGGCCCCCACAGAUGUAAAAGAACUCCCGGCCAAGGAACCUGGAAGGACCCUGGAGUCCCAGGAGUUGUCCCGGAUUGCAGGGAAAGUCCCUGGCCUUCAGAACGAACAGAAGCGUUUUCAACUGGAAGAACUGAGAAAGUUUGGGGCCCAGUUUAAGCUUCAGCCCAGUAGCUCCCCUGAGACCAGCUUGGAUCCUUUUCCUCCACGGAUCCUGAAAGAGGAAGCCAAAGGGAAGGAGAAGGAGGUGGAUGGUCUUUUGGCUUCAGAGCCCCUGGGGUCUCCUGUUUCCUCAAAGGCUGAAUCAGUAUCAGACAAGGAGGACAAACCACCCCUGCCACCAGCAGGGGCUGCUGAGGGGCCGGAGCAGCCUCCCCAACCUUGCCCAAGCCAAACUGGCAGCCCCCCAGUGGGCCUCAUCAAGGGAGAUGACAAGGAUGAGGGCCCAGUUGCCGAACAAGUGAAGAAGUCAACAUUGAACCCCAAUGCCAAGGAGUUCAACCCCACUAAGCCCCUGCUCUCUGUGAAUAAAUCCACCAGUACUCCAACUUCUCCUGGGCCCCGAACUCACUCAACUCCCUCCAUCCCGGUGCUGACAGCAGGCCAGAGUGGGCUCUAUAGCCCCCAGUACAUCUCCUACAUACCUCAGAUCCACAUGGGACCAGCUGUUCAGGCACCGCAGAUGUAUCCGUAUCCUGUGUCCAACUCAGUGCCUGGACAGCAGGGCAAGUACCGGGGCGCCAAAGGCUCCCUGCCCCCGCAGCGCUCGGACCAACACCAGCCAGCCUCCGCCCCUCCCAUGAUGCAGGCUGCCGCCGCCGCCGCUGGUCCACCUCUGGUGGCCGCCACCCCUUACUCUUCCUACAUCCCCUACAACCCACAGCAGUUCCCAGGCCAGCCCGCCAUGAUGCAACCCAUGGCCCACUACCCCUCGCAGCCGGUGUUUGCCCCCAUGCUUCAAAGCAACCCACGGAUGCUGACGUCGGGGAGCCAUCCCCAGGCCAUCGUGUCAUCCUCCACCCCUCAGUACCCUUCUGCAGAGCAGCCCACCCCCCAGGCCCUUUAUGCCACUGUUCACCAGUCCUAUCCACACCAUGCCACGCAGCUCCAUGCCCACCAGCCGCAGCCGGCCACCACACCUACUGGGAGCCAGCCACCGUCCCAGCAUGCGGCCCCCAGUCCUGUCCAGCACCAGGCGGGGCAGGCCCCACACCUGGGCAGUGGACAGCCACAGCAGAACCUGUACCACCCAGGGGCCCUGACAGGCACGCCGCCUUCUCUGCCACCGGGACCUUCUGCCCAGUCCCCUCAGAGCAGCUUCCCCCAACCAGCCGCUGUAUAUGCCAUCCAUGCCCACCAGCAGCUGCCCCACGGCUUCACCAACAUGGCCCAUGUUACCCAGGCCCAUGUCCAAACUGGAAUCACAGCAGCCCCGCCCCCUCACCCUGGGGCUCCCCACCCGCCCCAGGUGAUGCUGCUGCACCCACCCCAGAGCCAUGGGGGCCCCCCCCAAGGCGCGGUGCCCCAGAGUGGGGUGCCUGCACUCUCAGCUUCCACACCCUCACCCUACCCCUACAUCGGACACCCCCAAGCUCUCAGUGACCCCGACUGUCUCCUGACUUAGCCGAGGUAAGGUCAGCGCAGUAGACAGGGCCAGGCUGGGGUGUGGGGGGCUGAGCUGGGCACGUGAGGAAGGGCUCUGGCUCACGGGGAAACGGCGAUUGAUCUGUGCUUCUGACAGCCCCAUGAGACACCUCGAGGCGGCCGCUCCUACCAACACUCCCCCCACACCCCACACUGGACGGCAUUGGAUGAAGGGACAGCUGCUUGGGUUCUAAUGCUCCUGCUCUCUUCUCUUUCCCCUCCAACCAGUUCAAUCUCAUCCCUCCCAGCAGCUCCCCUUCCACCCCCCGGGGAACUGAAGAUUGUCCUGGCCGCGACCUGAGACCUCCAUGAGUGGAGGGAAGAGUGAUCUAUGUCUCUUCCCCCAGCAGCUCGGACCAGUCCCAGCCCCCCACCCCCUUUCCCGGCCCCGGGGGAGCUGGGGAAUUCCUGCCAAGCACCUUGAAUGGGAAGGGCCUCAAAGUGGGCAGGGCCAGGGUCCAGCGGGGGGUGGGGGGGGUUCCUGCUCUGCCCCUGCCCAUCCCCACCCCAUCUUGCCCUCCCGUCCUCUCAUCUAUCCCCCCCUCCCCGCUGGAGACGGAAGAUCUUUUAUUUUCUAUUAUUUAUAACCUUGGGCCCCCUGUUCUUUCUUCCCAUUAACUUGAGUCACCUGCGUAAGAGAAACAGACAUGCCCCGCAAGGAUGGUUGGACAAGGACUUUUACUUUUUAUUACAUAAAAAUAUUUAAAAAAAUUAAAAAAAAAUAAAAUUUUAAACUAACUUAA